UAUCAUCUGCAAUAUCGGCCAUCUCCUUCGUUAAACUCCCAAACCCUGUUCAUUGAGAAAGAUGAGCUCUCCAAUCUCCAUUUCCAUGGCAUCAAGCUCCACAACCCUAUUGAUGAAACCCAAACUAAAUCAUCUUUUAACUAACCGUUCAUUUAAUCCAAAUCGCCCCUCUUUUUCUUCAAAAAGAGUUUCUUUCCGUAUAGAUGCCGUCCUCUCAGACACCAAACAAUUAGUCCUUAAGGAUUUCCAUGAAAGAAGAGCUCUCAAGAUAAUUUCCGGUUUACAGAAUCUGAACAGAGAGAAUGUCGCUUCUGUUGUUACCGCAGCUGAUAAGGGUGGAGCAACUCAUGUGGAUAUUGCUUGUGACCCAGAUUUAGUGAAGCUUGCCACUACCUUGACUUCACUUCCUAUUUGUGUGUCAUCUGUUGACCCUUCUGCUUUCUUAGCUGCGGUUGAAGCAGGAGCAUUGAUGGUUGAAAUUGGAAACUAUGAUUCAUUCUAUGAAAUGGGAAUUCUUUUCUCUCCUGAACAGAUAAUUGAACUAACGAGAGAAACAAGGAGAAUUCUUCCUUCGGUGACUUUAUCCGUGACUGUGCCUCACACGCUUAGCCUCCCGGAUCAAGUUAAGUUGGCUGAGCAGUUGGAAGAAGAAGGAGUUGAUAUUAUCCAAACUGAAGGAGGGAAAUGCUCUAAUCCUUCUAAAGCUGGUGUUCUUGGUUUGAUUGAGAAGGCAUCACCGACGCUAUCAGCUGCAUAUUCGAUUUCCAGGGCAGUGAAGAUACCCGUUAUGUGUUCAUCUGGUUUAAGUGCAGUUACUGCUCCAAUGGCCAUUGCUGCCGGAGCUGCUGGUGUGGGAGUGGGCUCGGCAAUUAACAAGUUGAAUGAUGUUGUGGCUAUGAUAGCCGAGGUUAGAAGCAUUGCUGACUCGAUGAAUCUUUCAAUUCCAACAGGAAGAAGCUCAGUAGAGAAGAAGAUCACACAACUUUGAGACUGCUAAAAUUUUGGUUUUCUAUCUUUUUAAGUUCGCAGUUCCAUUUAAAUGUUGUUUUUCAACUUAGAUGGUUUGUUAACACUAACAUCUUCUAUUGUGCACUGUCUAUAAUUAAGUUAUAAUUGUUUGAGAUC
Molecule: messenger RNA, 1125 nt
Organism: Impatiens glandulifera
Lineage: Eukaryota; Viridiplantae; Streptophyta; Magnoliopsida; Ericales; Balsaminaceae
Exons: 8
Coding region: 62-988 (308 amino acids)
Source: RefSeq, a predicted model, not a curated record